Anopheles coluzzii is the source of this 2031-nucleotide messenger RNA. RefSeq names its product stress-associated endoplasmic reticulum protein 2. Gene Ontology annotation, cellular component: endoplasmic reticulum. Gene Ontology annotation, biological process: endoplasmic reticulum unfolded protein response. The transcript has 3 exons. NCBI's taxonomy places the organism in Eukaryota, Metazoa, Arthropoda, Insecta, Diptera, Culicidae. Bases 309 to 503 code for a protein of 64 amino acids. The record is from RefSeq and is a predicted model, not a curated record.
GGUGUGUGUAUUUUCUUCGUCGCCACGUCGCAUUUGCUUGUUUCAUUUUCGGCAUUUUCACAACGAACACAAGAGCGUAGACCAAAUAAAUCAGGACCGUCUAUUUAUCGCGCAAGUGUUCCCAGCAUCCAGUCAGUUGCAGUAAGUGCUCUUCCUCGGCAAGCAAACAACUCCAGUCGUACAUACUCACUAACAAUCCAUAGCCUACCUGCUUGCUGCUGCUGAAACUGAAGCGCCUCAGCAACGCACAAAACAUUUCCUGAUUUAGUGUUCACAGCCGAAAAAACCUCACAGCAAAAAACAGAAAGAUGGCCCCGCAGCAGCGAAUCCGCAUUGCCAACGAGAAGGCCAGCAAGAACAUCACGAUGCGUGGCAACGUGCCCAAAUCGUCCAAGAACACCGAGGAAAAGUACCCGGUCGGACCGUGGCUGCUGGCCCUGUUCAUCUUUGUCGUGUGCGGCUCGGCGAUAUUCCAGAUCAUUCAGUCGAUUCGCAUAGCAUAAGAGGAGGUGGAGAAGGAGAAGGGCUAACGAGAUCUGCUGCCAGACGCUAACAACAACAACUACAGCAACAACAACACAACCAUCGUCUUGAUCACAAAGGGAACCAAUCGCCGCCCGCCUCCGUUCGUGUACUGUCCCGGAAAAUUUUGUUUUCUUUUUUUUUGUGGUGGAGAAAAGCGCAUAUUGCUUUUUCCACUGUUGUAGUCUUUUUCAUUUGCAUUUGGUUCGAUUUUCCGCUCCCGCAAGUGUGCUACACAACCCCCUUCCCUCUCUCCUUAAUUGUAGCUAAAUCGUGGGGCAAAUCGGAUCGAAUGAGGUGUAAAUGUAACGUUUUUUGCUUUUAAGUGUACGUGUCUCUACGAGGCGUCAUUUCCAAGACCGCUUGAUAUAUAAUGUUUCUUUUUUUGUGUGCGUGUGCGUGCUUUUGUGUGUACGCUUUUCCCAGCCUGUGUUUGUAAAAUAUUGUGAUCGUGACUUUAUAUGUUUUGGAAGUAAAUCUUCCACGCACUGACUGAAACUGUUUAGUUUGCUUUUGCCACCUUUUGUUUUGCUGGUUUGGAUGACGUAGUUGGCCUUGUAGCGGCGCGAUGCGUGAGUGGCAAAACCACGCGAAAUGUCGUCCCGCCUAGCGUACACACCAUAGUUAAUUGCAUCGAAAGUAGGACGGGGUGGUAAGCACCUUCCAAUUCCAGCUAUGCUUUUAUGAUUCUACCCUGUCUAAAACUGUCGGGAGGACUAUGUUUCAUGAUCUUUCGCACAAUACAACACCCCGUACGGUCGGUCGGGUGGCGCGUAUCCGUCAGACGCCACACUCAGUAGACGACGAUGCAGUUUUUCCAAUCUCUAGAACCUUCUGUUUGCACACGUUUUAAGAAAAAAGUGGGAGAUAACAGGUGAGAAACACAUGUGUAUGUGUGUGUGUCUGUGAGUGUGUGGGAAGCGUGCAAUCAAUGAGUGUGUGUAAACAACGCAAAUGCCUCAACCGAUCUGCGCGAUCCUCUCUAGCCUAAAGCGAAUCUAAUCGAAUGCGCAUCGAAGCAGCUUACAAGAUACUUGCGAUACAAGGAGAGAAAGGUGCAGGGAAAGGAGACAGAAAACCACGCUCUAGACACAAGGGGGAGGAGACAGCUGUUUCCGAACCUUCUAAAGACCAAACAAGAAAUGUGUUGCUUUUCUUGACCAACGUGUUAAAACGUUUACGGCCGGCGCGGAGCAAACCCAUGUAUGUUGGGGGGUGGAUAGAGCAUAAAUAAUGAAGAAAAUACUUUAACAAAAAAAUAGUAAAAAGAAACACUCACAACACAAAACAAACAAACAAUGGCCCCCACUCAGACAACUCCAUUCUUAUUUUUUUUGUCUUGCGUAUUCUUUCAAAUGCGGAACGCGGUGCGAAAAACAGUCGCAAAAGGGAAAUUGCAGUAUAUACACAUUAAGUGAAGUGUGGGAAGAAAGAGAGAGAGAGCACUACUUCAACUGACAAAACACUGAUUUGGUGAAAAUUAUAUAUUAUCAAUGUGAAACAAAAUAA